AUGGCGCAAGACAAGAAGGAAGAACAAGCCCAGCAAGACCACAUCCCCACUGAGCCACAGAAUGAAGAGGAGGAACAAAGCAAAGGCUCCGGCGGCCUCUUGAGCGCAAUCGGAGAUCCAGUCGGCAACGUCCUCAACACGGCGCUCCGCCCCGUCGGCGCGCCCCUCGAAAAAUUCGUGACCGGGCCCCUAGGCGAAGGGCUCGGCGGCACCACACGCGGUGCUCUAGCACCCCUUUUGGGCCACGAGGAAGAGCGGUCUGAGCUGCUCGGCGGCAAAAACGUCGAUAGUUACAGUAAGCCUGAGAAGAUUGCUGGAAAAGAGCAGACGGGGCAGAAUCCGUUGGGGUUGGAUCAGACGGGGCGAUGGGGGUUUGAGGAUGAGGGUAAGAAAUAA
Bipolaris oryzae ATCC 44560 is the source of this 396-nucleotide messenger RNA. RefSeq lists its product as uncharacterized. The record is from RefSeq and is a predicted model, not a curated record. The transcript has 2 exons. Lineage: Eukaryota; Fungi; Ascomycota; Dothideomycetes; Pleosporales; Pleosporaceae. Bases 1 to 396 code for a protein of 131 amino acids.